AUGUUGUCGUGGUUUAACAAUCAGCGCCAGAAUAAUGUACCCAUCUCGGGGCCAAUUGUAAAAGCUAAGGCUGAAAAGUUUGCCAACCAACUUGGCAUAAUUGACUUUAAAGCAUCUGAAGGUUGGCUCGGAAAAUUUAAGCACCGUCAUCAAAUUACGUACGGUAAAAUGAACGGAGAGGCGCGGGAUGUCGAUAUGAAUGUGACUAACAAUUGGAUUAGUACAGUGUGGCCUAAUUUAAAGAUGAAAUACUCACCAGAAGACAUUUUUAAUGCAGAUGAAACUGGCCUUUUUUUCAAGUUGACUCCCGACAAAACUUUAAAAUUCAAAGGGGAAAAAUGUGUUGGAGGAAAACUGUCUAAAGAGCGCAUUACAGUUCUAAUGGCUGCCAAUAUGAGUGGCACAGAAAAAAGAAAGCUUUUAGUUAUAGGCAAAUCGAAAAACCCUCGGUGUUUCAAGAACAUAAAACAGUUGCCAGUUACGUACAAAGCAAACAACUCAGCUUGGAUGACAUCGCAGAUUUUUGAAGAGGAAGUGAGAAAAUGGGAUGCUGAAUUAAAAUCACGGAAAAUCUUGCUUCUAGUAGACAAUUGUCCUGCUCACCCAAUCAUAUCUAAUCUUCGAAACAUAGAGUUAGCAUUUUUCCCAGCUAAUACAACCAGUAUUUUACAACCAAUGGAUCAGAGUGUAAUUAAAUCCCUAAAGGGCCACUAUAGACGGAAAAUGUUGAUGGAUAUGAUAGAAACUGACGGCAAGGUCUCGAUCAACAUGCUACAAGCAGUGAACUUCAUAUCAAAAGCCUGGCAAGAGGUAACAGCGGCCACUAUUCAACAUUCUUUUCGACAUGCUGGAUUAUGUAGUAGCCAAGAAACGAACCAAUUUAACAGUGAAGACAAUCUACCACUGAGUGAAUUGAUAAGCCAGUUCAACGUACCAAACAAUUUUAACGAAGAUCUACAAUCGUACGAAAAUAUAGAUGAGGAUGUAGCCACAACUGGUACACUUACAGAUGAACAAAUUGUUGAUUUAGUGUCAAAAAGUCAGGAAACACCCGAUAAUCAAGAUGAAGAAGACGAUCAAGUGGACAAAGCCGAAUCACCACCAACAAUUCAACAAGCCCUAGAUGCCGCUAAGUUGGUAGAAAAUUUUUUGUUGUUUAAUCAAGACGAUUCCACCACAUAUCUAGAUAUGAAUAGGAUACAUAAAAUAAUACAAAACAAGUACUGGCAUAGCAAAAAACGUCAGACGAAAUUAUCAGACUAUAUGUGUAAACAAUAA
Pararge aegeria (speckled wood butterfly) is the source of this 1278-nucleotide messenger RNA. Its product is annotated as tigger transposable element-derived protein 4. The transcript has a single exon. The record is from RefSeq and is a predicted model, not a curated record. Lineage: Eukaryota; Metazoa; Arthropoda; Insecta; Lepidoptera; Nymphalidae. Gene Ontology annotation, cellular component: nucleus. The coding region runs from base 1 to 1278 and encodes 425 amino acids. Gene Ontology annotation, molecular function: DNA binding.